Molecule: messenger RNA, 1068 nt
Organism: Closterium sp. NIES-67
Lineage: Eukaryota; Viridiplantae; Streptophyta; Zygnematophyceae; Desmidiales; Closteriaceae
Source: the annotation of a GenBank genome assembly
CAAAAUCGUACCCAAAGCCGCGCACCAGAGGCAUUGAAAUCCCGAUUAGCAUUCAGUAGCCGCUUACUCCAGUUUAUCGGCUUCAAAUCGAGAUUUCCUUCUUGUGGAUUCGGCUAGUGGAUUCAUUCUACGGCAGCUGCAAACGGCGAGUGGAAAAAACUCCUUCUCUGAUCAGCAACCAUGCCUCAUUUGCAAGGGCUGUGUCUCCAUGGUCUUCUCCUCCUCUCCCUCGUCGUCGCGUCGCAAGCGCAAGGCUUUGGAGGAAGUGGAAUCUCGGCAUUCAUCCCCUUCCCGGGAGUUCAGAAGUGCGUGCUUAUAUCGGGUAUGAAACCCAACAAGAUUCUACAAUACCAUCCUCUCGGCGAUAUCAGAGCGAAUGGCAAUCUCCGCAUCACCGUGUACCAAAUGCAAGGUCGGAUCAACCUGAAGCUCAAGCUCGACGCCGACUAUCUAACCGGCGCUCUGCCGCCCAAAAACAUCACCGUCUACGACUCGCGCUCGGGCGGCGCGCUGGGCCUCCCCGUGUUCGGCGUGACGGGGAAAUGGCAGGCGAAUCCGACCCACGGGGAGGUGAUUCUGCGCACGUGGAUCCUGGACGCCAGCAACAAAUAUCCUCCGGGUUCCACGCUGUCUUACUACGACCUGAUUCGCCAGAUCGAUCUGAGCCCGCGAAGCUUCUUCGCGUCGCUCACGACGGAGAGGUUCAAGUGGGGCGCGCUGAGGGGGAGGUUCGUGCGUGGCGCCGUUAACAUGAUGAUCCCCGUGCCUGUGUGCUAGGGGUCGGAUCGCCAGAGAGCAGAUAGGAGUGGAAACAUGGUUAGGGGAGUUCCACGGACGAGAGUUCCAAGUCUGGAAUUCCAUUCAUCCCUGGGUCAUCGUUACCGGUAGAUCCAGCAAUAUAUGCUAUUAUUUGUAGCACCAGAGGUGGGGGGUUCUGUGUAUGUGUACCGCCCACCCCACCUCCAGAGAGCUUAGAUGCUCUUCUUAGAGACUAGCUUCUGAUGACGCACUGCCAAUACUAAUCUUUGCAAUGUACUCGUCAUAUACCGUGGAAACUGAUACUUCAAG